Cladocopium goreaui is the source of this 2034-nucleotide messenger RNA. The record is from the annotation of a GenBank genome assembly. NCBI's taxonomy places the organism in Eukaryota, Dinophyceae, Suessiales, Symbiodiniaceae.
AUGGCCGAAUCGGCCGAUGGACGUCGGGCGGCAGUGCCGGCCUGGCUGGUGUCCGUACUUUUGCACGCCUCGCUGUUUGUGGCCCUGGGGGUCACCCUCGAACUGACUCCGGAAGGAUCGGCCGAAGAACUGCUGCGCGAUGUGGGAAUCGUGCUGAAGAAGACCGACGCCGAAACCGGCGAAGCAGAGUACGACGGAGAAGACGAAGUUCUUACCGAGGACAGCGGCCAAACGGCCACCGAGGCGCUCGACGAGGCUAUCGCCGACGGACCGCCCACCGAUCUGAGCUCCGCCUUGCCCAGCGAAGAAGACUGGCUUGGUUCGGCCCAAACCGAAUCGGGCUCGCUCGACGCUGGCAACCUGGUGGGCGAUUCGACGCUACAGCGAACUCCCCGUAAAGGCACGACGAGCACUCAGGUGUUCGGUGUUGCGGGCGAGGGUUCGAAGUUCGUCUACGUGUUCGACCGCUCGGGCAGCAUGGAACGCUCGUUGGGACCCAGCCCAUUGAAGGCGGCCAAGGUGCAGUUGCUAUCGAGUUUGCAGAGCCUGGAAGCCAACCACCAGUUUCAGAUCAUUUUCUAUAACCAGGAACCGUUCAUGUUCAUCCCGCGUGGGCAUGGCGACAACCUGGUCUUUGCCGACGAGCGGAUGAAACUCGAGGCCGAACAGUUUCUCAACGAGAUUGCCGCCGUGGGGGCCACCACCGGGCGUGAAGCGGCGCUGCUGAAGGCCUUGCAACUGCAACCCGACGUCGUGUUUUUCCUCAGCGAUGUGGAUAAUCCGCUAACACCACGCCAACUAAAGAAGAUCCGCGACCGUAACAAAGGUCGUACCUCGAUCAACACCAUCGAGUUCGACCGUGGUCCGCCCAAGGGUGGGGCCAACUUCCUGAAACAGCUCGCCCGAGAAAACGGCGGACGCUACGGCUACGUCGAUAUCAGCAAACUCGAUUCGUACUAUGACACCACGGCUUCUGCCAAGUGCCAAGCACUGCUGGGCAAGCCAGCAGUGGCACCCACGUUGAUCGGGUUAAUCUUCUUCGCGGCGCUUUUCUUCAGUGCUCCCACGAUGACGGUGGCCGAAGACGUGGUCGUGCUGGCGGCGGGAGCGAAUCGAAACUCACAGACGCGUAUCGCCGGUGAGGUGCUGGACUACGACGGGGCGAAGCUCGUCAUGCGGCUUACCUCGGGCGAGGAGCGGGAGUUUCCUGCGGAGCAGGUGCUCGAGGUUUUGCCCGAGCGUUCUCCCGCACAUCAACAGGCCGACGAAGCGUUGGCUCGUCACGAUUACGAGACGGCCCUUUCGCUGUACCGCGAACUGAAGAACAAAGAAGUUCGGCGCUGGUUUCGGCAACUGCUGAUCGCCAACAUGGUGGAGUGCUACCAGAAUUUGGGGCAGCUCGAAGUGGCUGGCGAAACGUUUCUGUUGUUGGUGGCCGACAAUCCGAACACGCCGUAUUUCGAUCGCAUCCCGUUGGCUUGGGCCCCCAACGAGCCUUCGCCCCAACUGGCGCAACACGCGCGGGCUUGGCUACGGCGGGAUGAUGUGCCGGCGGCCGUGUUGUUGGGGGCCAGCCAUUUGAUGAGCACGAACGAUCGCCCGGCGGUUCUGGGGCGGCUCGAGCGGUUGCAAUUGCACCACGAUCCGCGAGUCGGGAUGCUGGCCCAGGCCCAGAGUUGGCGGGCCGACGUUGCAUCGGCGAGCGAAGACGACUUACAACAAUGGCAGCAGGUCAUCGAAGCGGCCCCGGCGGCAUUGCGUGGCGGGCCGUAUUCGGUGUUGGGGCAGGCUUACACGCAACAGCAAGAACCGACGAAGGCGGCGCUGGCGUUGCUGCGGGUGCCGAUCAAUCAUUCUCAGGAUCGCGAGUUGGCAGCCCGGUGCCUGUUCCAAGCGGCCGAGCUACUGCAACGCACCGGCCAAAAUGACGACGCGAUGCAGCUCUAUCGCGAGCUGACCGAAGACUAUGCCGAUCGAGCCUGGGCCGGGCCCGCCGCCCGACGGAUGGAAAGUUUGGAAGCCAAGCAGAAUUAA